AUGGCUGCCGCUGCUGCGCGAGCUGGCAGGUCCUGUCUCUACCGCCGGUCACCAAUAUCUAUCCAGUACAGACAAUUCCUAAACGACCCAUUCCCUUCUCGACCCCAGCCAUUUCGCCCCCUCCAUGGUCGCCUGCCAUUACAACAACGCAGGACCUUCUCGAACAGUAGGAGGCUAUGGGAAGAAGAGAAGGGGAAAAGAGACAACGAGAGCUUCAGCUCCAGGCUAGGAAAAGCAUGGCGGUCAACCCGCAUAGAAUGGAAGCCUAUUCCCGUUGGCCUGGGUAUUGCCUUUCUCGGUCUGUUCCAAUUCAUACGCAUUCGCCAGCGAGAAGCCGCUGCUCGGGAAGCCGAACCUCCUCCCCCCAAGAGGAAGAGGAUUCAUCCAUCAGGAGGCGGCUGGCAGGUCCAGAUCAUGUCCACCCUUCCCUUGAAGGCGAUAUCUAGAGUCUGGGGCCGCUUCAACGAGCUCACCAUCCCCUAUCACCUCCGCGUUCCAGGCUUCAGGCUCUACGGCUGGAUCUUCGGCGUCAACUUCGACGAAAUAGCUGAACCUGACCUCCACGUUUUCCCAAACCUGUCUGCUUUCUUCUAUCGCGAGAUCAAACCCGGAAUCCGGCCCCUUGACCCCGAUCCCAAUGCUGUCCUCUCCCCCGCCGAUGCCAGAGUCCUCCAAUUCGGUACAAUCGAGAAUGGCGAAGUUGAGCAAGUCAAGGGAAUGACAUAUUCUGUCGACGCCCUGCUGGGGAGGAUUGCACCCCCUUCACCCAACUCGCUAAUCCCCCCACAACCCAAACGUCAGCCACAAUCGGGGCCACCAGACAGCCCGGACGCAAAAGCCAUUUCGGCCGAUGAAGAAUUCGCCAACGUUAAUGGAAUCUCUUACACUCUCCCUGACCUUUUCUCAGGCUCGAAAUCGUCUUCAACCCAACUCCAAAGUCAUGACGCAUCCAUGCCUUCCGCUCCAUCAUCCGAAGCCGCCGUGUCGGCCGACCUGGCAAGCAGGCAACCAUGGUGGUCUAUUUUCUCCCAUCCGACCAGAUCAUCAAACCUGUACUAUGCCGUUGUCUACCUCGCGCCAGGCGACUACCACCGCUUCCACUCCCCCGUCAGCUGGGUAUGCACAGCUCGCCGCCACUUCGCAGGGGAAUUAUACUCCGUCAGUCCCUACGUUCAACGGACGCUUCCGGGGCUAUUCACCCUCAACGAACGGGUCGUGCUCCUGGGAAGGUGGAAGUACGGUUUUUUCUCCUACGUCCCUGUCGGCGCCACGAACGUCGGCUCCAUCGUGAUCAACUUCGACAAGGAACUCCGCACCAACUCGCUCACCACAGACACAGAGGCGGACAGACAAGCCGCCGCCGCGGCCGAAAGAGGCGAGCCGUAUUCCGGAUUCAGCGAAGCCACAUACGAUAAUGCGAGCAGGGUGCUGGGCGGGCACGCACUGCGCAGAGGGGAAGAGAUGGGCGGAUUUAGAUUGGGGAGUAGCGUCGUGCUGGUUUUCGAGGCCCCGGCGGGCACGGAGUCGAAGCCGGGCUUCAGAUGGGCCGUCGAGAAGGGACAGAAGGUCAAAAUGGGUCAGGCCCUGGGCUAUGUCGUCGAUGAAGAGUAG
Messenger RNA from Cladophialophora bantiana CBS 173.52, 1611 nucleotides. RefSeq names its product phosphatidylserine decarboxylase. The record is from RefSeq and is a predicted model, not a curated record. Gene Ontology annotation, biological process: phosphatidylethanolamine biosynthetic process. Gene Ontology annotation, molecular function: phosphatidylserine decarboxylase activity. Gene Ontology annotation, cellular component: mitochondrion. NCBI's taxonomy places the organism in Eukaryota, Fungi, Ascomycota, Eurotiomycetes, Chaetothyriales, Herpotrichiellaceae. The transcript has a single exon. Bases 1 to 1611 code for a protein of 536 amino acids.